AUGGCCAACCUAGGCAGCCAGAUCAUGGGCGCCGCCUCCUGCCUCUUCCUGUAUUUCCUCGUCGUCAUCGUCUUCUACAAGCCUUCUUCGCCUCCUUCACGACCCCUCGAGAAGUCCGUUGACAGUGAAAAACUAGAGGAACAUCUUAUAUCGGUGGCUCGCCAGGGCGGCAUCGCUGCGGCGUGGCAAGUGGGCCAGGCGUCGGGAGUGGCACUGUCGAAGGAAGACCCAAGCAAAGGCUCCUCACUCCCGGGCCAACAGUGCCAGGCCAUGUUCACUGUAGAGAAGGACGGGGAGAUUUGGCCGGAUGAUGGCCCUUACGCAGAGCUGAGCGACCAGCUGCCAUCUCUCCUGAUCAGCUGGGCGCGCGAGAACAGCAGCGCGACAGCCUCUGUUUAUCCCUCGACGCGCCUCAGUUUUCUCAAUGGUUCUGUCCCCUACGUCCCUUGCAAGGUAACCCGCGAGUUGUUCCUGGCGUCCGUCGCUCACCACCGCCACCGCCCUCUGACCUUCGAUAUCUUAGGGCGCCGGAGGGAUACGUUAAAUCACACGACAGACAGACAAGAAGAUCCUACAACGCCUCACAAUCCCUCACCUUUCUUGGCUCCGGACGAGGAUAUCUUCCGUUCCUUUGAAGAACCUUACGAUCACUUGGCUUUCAACACUACCUUGUUCCCCCUCCACGAUUCGGACGUCCCCCUCGAGUCGUAUGAGCUGAGGGUGACCUUGGUGUGGGCUCCGCUGGCGUCGGCUGUUCCGUCUCCCUUGGCAACGGAGAGGAUGAAAGUCGACAAGUUAAAGGCGUGGGAGAAACAGGAGGUUAUUCCCGAUGUUAUUGUUGUGGGAUUCGGAACGUGGAUGAUGCUGAUGAAAAAGAUGAAAGAUGAACUGGUCCCUUAUACUGAGGCCGAGUACCUGGUUCGUCCCAUUGUGGCCCAGCUGACUCACCUGGCCGCGAGAACACCUGUCCUUUGGUGGCAUCAGAGUCGGUACCGUUGGUUCAACUUCGAGAACGAUAUUGCUGGGGAAGAAAAGGAAGUCGUUUUGUGGCAGAAGAAUAUUGACAUCAAUCAGUUCAGUGACGGAAUUCCCUUCAUGGACGCUUGGCUCUGGCUGACUUCACUGAGAGGCACCGGCAUGUGGCAGUGGGACUCGACAGUGCCAUUCAACCUCGCCAACCACCGAGAGUGCCUCCGCCUAAGAUCCUCGGGGCUGGCCGAAGAAAAUAUAUACUAUGGAAAAUGGUGGAAUUGCCAAGAUGUCCAUCACUCAUCUUACGAGACAAACGUUGACGAGAUACAGAUGCUGCUAAAUCUCUUGUGCAAUCCUUAUCUCGCUCCCGACAGCCAAUACUGCUGCUCUAGUGUACAGUAGGGAAUGAUGACUUGGCAGUUUUAUCAUUGUUUUGUUUUGUUUUGCUUUGUUGUUGUUGUGGGAUGAAUGAAUGUUUGUUUUGUUGUUGUGGGAUGAAUGAAUGUUUGUUUUGU
Messenger RNA from Penaeus monodon (black tiger shrimp), 1487 nucleotides. RefSeq lists its product as uncharacterized. The coding region runs from base 1 to 1374 and encodes 457 amino acids. The transcript has 7 exons. The record is from RefSeq and is a predicted model, not a curated record. NCBI's taxonomy places the organism in Eukaryota, Metazoa, Arthropoda, Malacostraca, Decapoda, Penaeidae.